This is a messenger RNA of Actinia tenebrosa (Australian red waratah sea anemone), 2076 nucleotides long. Its product is annotated as phospholipase ABHD3. Gene Ontology annotation, biological process: medium-chain fatty acid biosynthetic process; medium-chain fatty acid catabolic process. Lineage: Eukaryota; Metazoa; Cnidaria; Anthozoa; Actiniaria; Actiniidae. The record is from RefSeq and is a predicted model, not a curated record. Gene Ontology annotation, molecular function: monoacylglycerol lipase activity; acetylesterase activity.
AAGUCAACCACUAGCUGGUUGAUGAAGGAGGUUUCGAUUGUCAUGGAUUCUGUCAGUGGAUUUUCUGAUUUUCUUCCAGAAUGGCCAUAUUUGCAAGUAACGGUUGGUACCCUGGCUGUCUGUGUUUCUUACUACGUGUUAAACAUAGCAAGAAAACCUCGUCUGAUAGCCAAACAGGGGUCAUUUUUGAGGUCAUUUCUAGUAAAGCACUGCCCGAUAAUGACUGAACCAUACUGGCCUACCAUUUGGUGCUAUGGAGGACGAGGACAGACAAUCAUUGGCAGUAUAAUGAGGAGCCAUCCAGUUGUUCACUAUCGUCAAGAAUUUUUGAAUACGCCUGAUGGAGGAGAAAUCUGUUUAGAUUGGCACGAUAAUGGUAGUCAAAGUUCUGAAGAUCCUGAUGGUUACCCAACAGUGCUGAUCUUGCCUGGCCUGACUGGAAAUAGUCAGCAAGGGUAUGUUUUACACUUUGUGAAACAGAUCCAAAGCCUUGGAUAUAGAAGUGUUGUAUUUAAUAACCGUGGACUUGGAGGAGCGAAAUUAAAAACUCCAAGAACUUUUUGUGCAGCCAACACUGAAGAUUUAGAGUUUGUUAUCAGCCAUUUGCACAAAACAAAACCUGGUAUACCCCUUGUUGCUGUUGCUGUUUCACUGGGAGGAAUAAUCCUGACAAAUUACCUGGCAAAAAUGGGUCAAAGCAUGCCAACUGGAUUGAUUGCUGCCAUGACAGUUUCUGUACCAUGGGAUACGUUCAAGUCAUCCAGGUCCUUGGAAGAGCCACUCAAUUGGUUUAUUUUUAAUCGGCAUUUAACCAGUCUUCUUUGUAAGCUUGUCAUGCAGCACUUGGCAAUGGCAAGGAAAGGAGGUGAAAAUAGACCUAUUGACAUUGAUCAUGUCCUUAAGUCUAAAACUAUCAGAGAGUUUGAUGACAGAUAUAUUGCACCAAUGUUUGGAUUUAGUGAUAGCGAUGAUUAUUACACAGCUGCAAGUCUUCAUUUGAAACCUCUGGAAGAGAUUAGUAUUCCUCUAUUAAGCCUUGCUGCUGCUGAUGACCCUUUUGCCCCUAUCAGCUCUCUUCCUCUGGAGAAAAUCAAACAGUGCCCAAAUGUUGUCAUGGCUUUGACUUCUUUUGGUGGUCACAUUGGAUUCACUGAGGGGCUUCUUCCUGUAGGAGCUGGAUAUGCUGAUAGGAUGAUGUGCCAAUUUGUAAACUCAAUCUUUGAGAAUAGACAAGCCAUACAAGAGACAAACUGCUCGUCAGAUGACCUUUAAAGCUUAAGGAUGUUAAUUUGUUGUAAAUAAUUUUUGCUACGUUCCACUGAAUAGUGUGUUUUAAAAUAAACAAGCUGUGUAAAACUUAAUGUAAUAUAGUACACGGAAGAUUAUUCAAUGUGCAUGGCUUAAAAUAUUGUCCAGUUAUUGGACAAUGUCUGGCCAGAACUUGAACUUGUCUUCUCAAACCUUUGCCUUCAGCUUGCCAGUAAAUUUGACCAGUAACAUUGAGCAUAGUUAAUAGUUAAUAGAUAAUAUUAACUAUGCAUUGAGCAAGCAACAAGGUAUGACUUAGCUGAAACUAAUUUGGCUGGUCAAUCAUGACUAUCACUCUAUUGGCCAUUAUUUUAAGCCCUGAGCAUGUCACAGCAAAAGUAAGGGAACAUGCAUCUGACAUCAUUAUCAAACAGGUCAAUCACCAUGCAUUCCAAUUAAUCCAUUAAUUAUUUUAACUAGUGUAUUUAUUAACUUAAACAUUUUUCAGCAGUAUAUAAUUUAAUUUCAAAGCAGUUUGAAGAGUUAACAGCAAGAAAACUUGAUUUUUGAGUCCUAAUUAUUAUCCAAGUACUGUAUGCAUGKCAAUUUCUGAAAAAAAACAACAAACAAAGUGGAUAUGGCUCAAUUUUUACAACCAAUUCCCAAUCUGUUUCUUUUAAAAAACUUUUGUCGUUUUAUGACUUCUCAAUGUAUAAAUAGCUGUGACAAAAAUUUUCAGAAAAGGAAAAAUCCAUAAUAUUUGUAAUUUAAUUCGUAGUUUUGAAAUAUUAUCCAAUGUAUAAUAAAGACAAUAAGUUGCAAGCUGAA